ACAAAGGUCCAAGUCUAUCAUAAAAUGGCUAUCACAAAAAAAAAAUUAGUCGUGUAUACUUUCACUCUUCUCUUUAUCAUAUCUUAUGUUCAUUGCCAGUCUACAUCCGCUAGCAGUCCUGGUUUUGACAACGGAGAAGUUUGCAAACAAUUCAAAUUCAAUCCGUGUGAACGCGGAGGGGAUAGAGGCUGCACUGUGUUUUGUACAAGAAAGUUGUUUACUCGAGGCGAAUGCAGAGACGAGGGAUGUUGGUGUUGUCCUAGUUUUGACAUCGGGGAAAGUUGCCAAGGUUUCAAAUUCAAUCCGUGUGAACGCGGAGGGGAUAGAGGCUGCACUGUGUUUUGUAAAAGAAAAUUGGUUACUCGAGGCGAAUGCAGAGACGAGGGAUGUUGGUGUUGUCCUGGACAAGUAUGAGAUAUCAUUAUUAAUCUUCAUACAGUUUAACCUUUUUGAAUAUCUAUCUAUACUAAAGAUAGAAAGUUGAAUAAUCAUAAUUUUACU
Molecule: messenger RNA, 501 nt
Organism: Arabidopsis thaliana (thale cress)
Lineage: Eukaryota; Viridiplantae; Streptophyta; Magnoliopsida; Brassicales; Brassicaceae
Product: Defensin-like (DEFL) family protein
Exons: 2
Coding region: 25-414 (129 amino acids)
Cellular component (GO): extracellular region
Source: RefSeq, marked reviewed